Molecule: messenger RNA, 948 nt
Organism: Arctia plantaginis
Lineage: Eukaryota; Metazoa; Arthropoda; Insecta; Lepidoptera; Erebidae
Source: the annotation of a GenBank genome assembly
AUGGUUCGUAGACAACGUGAACAGAGUACCACAGAGGAUGAAAUCGUCAUUGAUACACCACCGCCGAAAAAACAUAAACGACAUAAGCAUAAGAAGCAUAAAAAGAGGAAAAUAGAAAAUGAAUACGAUAGCGAGUCGUCUAUUGAUGUAUCGUAUGAAGACGCGAUGGACAAAUCCUUUAAGAUGAAGGCAAAGGGACGUGAAUUACCAGGCACCUCCGCUGCAGAUCUAUUAAAAGCCCAAACGAUGAAGUCAUCAUCUGACUCCCGAAGGUCGAUACCUGGUUCAUCCUCCAGCACUCCGCCUAAAGCGUCAUCAUCAAAGAAAAAGAAAAAAGGAAGAGAUAGUGGUACAUCUAGUGAAGAGGAACGAUGGCUUGAUGCUAUCAAAUCGGGCAAAUUAGAAGAGGUUGAUGAAGAGCUAAAAAAAAUAAAACCGAAAGAUCCAAAAAUGAUGACUGCUAGACAAAGGGCUAUGUAUGAGAGGGGAACAGAUAAAGAGACAAGCCCUGGCGGAGAAGUGUUACUUGCAUUACCUUCAGGGUAUAAAGAAAAAGUUAUGACAGAAGAGGCAAUACAAAAAGCUGCAUUAAAAUCGCAGAAAAGGAAACAAUUAGCAGAUGAGAAGCGUGAAAAAGAUAAAAAGAAAACUAUGGAUAGGUUACUGAAAAAACAAGAAUCAAAGAAUUUAAAAAAUAUAAAUAAAGGUAGACCUACAAAAAAACUAGAACCAAUGAUAGUUUACAAAAACAGUAAUAAUGAAAUAUCUUUAUCACUGCCUCCUGGCAUACCUUUUCCUAUAGAGAGAAAGUCUCCUAUAGAUCCACCAAAACCUGUUAUUUGUGGUGUAGAUGGAUGUGCCAACAUGAAGAAAUACAACUGUUCAAGAACAGGAAUUCCUCUGUGCAGUUUAGAAUGUUAUAAAAAAAACCUUGUGUUAACUCAAUAA